This is a messenger RNA of Myxozyma melibiosi, 2430 nucleotides long. RefSeq names its product Ima1 N-terminal domain-containing protein. The transcript is spliced from 4 exons. Gene Ontology annotation, biological process: nuclear inner membrane organization. Lineage: Eukaryota; Fungi; Ascomycota; Lipomycetes; Lipomycetales; Lipomycetaceae. The record is from RefSeq and is a predicted model, not a curated record. Gene Ontology annotation, cellular component: chromosome, centromeric core domain; microtubule organizing center attachment site; nuclear inner membrane. The coding region runs from base 143 to 2194 and encodes 683 amino acids.
GCAUGUCAUGAGAAAACGUAAAUAAAUAAAAAAGAUCUUCCUCGAGAACCACAUCCACAUACCAUCUCAACCGCCCUCUUCAGAUGAAGGAAUCCUACAUGAUCUCACACAUUAACCAGCUAUACUAGCAAACAAUAUUGUCAUGCCCUUUGGUCUAUUCGGUUCCGGUUCGAAGAUCCGGCAGGGUGUCGCGAAACGAUUGUGUUUUUUCUGUAACCAGUAUUGCUCUGCCGGCUUGACCUUUCGACCUGCGAUCAGAGGAUAUGAAUGGAAGUGCGAAAACUGCGAGGCGUUGAAUGUUAUUGAUGAGAAUGGCGAAAUCAUGGAUUACGUCCCUGAACAAAUCCCAGGCGAGUCCGUGGUAUUCACAAGACGAUCCCCCUCAAGCAACAACUCCUUUUCAGCAAACCAGCCCUUCUGCUCUCAAUGUCUCCUGAAUCACAGAAUAGUCGCCGAAGCGAUGGCGAACUUCCUUCCUUCCGAGUCAGAUCCUCGAUACGAAGACUACGCGCGCCGCGCGCCAGCGUACAAAGCCGAACUCGAAACUCGAUAUCCCCCCUACUGCGACGCGUGCCAUCAAAAAGUCGUCGAUCAGAUAAAGGAGAAUAACUAUAAAGCACGAUCACUGGUGCUCGGCGAUAUGUUGAAAAAACGAAGGCGGCAACCGAGAUCGGUGUCGACGUCCUCGGUCGAUCUCAGAAACGCCGCGAUCUUUGGCGAGGGUGAGGUCUUGGGUGACGGCAAGGUGCUGAAAUUUCGAUGGACGACGGCAAAGAGGAUUAAGGUCUUGGUUUGGAUGACAAGAGGGGCACUGUUAUUUACUCAUAUCCUGUUCUUUUCAAUUGUAUUUGCGAGUAAUAUUGCCUACCCUUCGAUUCUCCUGCGAGAGCUGGCCAAAGUCCAUGAUGCGGAAUACGACAUCUUCACUCUCGAAACCGCCCGCUCGAUAACCCAGACAAUAAUCUCUCUCUACCGCUACAUUGAGAACGAUCACUCCGUCGAUACUUCGACAAGUCCAGACGAAUUGGUCACAACUCUGGCUAUAAGACUAUUUGCGAUUGCUUCAAAGACAAUACCUAUAGGAGUCUUGUACUUCUUUUGGAAUUACAAGUACUUCUCCGCGCUGAGGUCUCCCGUACGAGUUCGGCUGGUCGGCGUCAAGGACUGCUAUAUUCUACAGGCCUGCCAAUUUUUACUCUUGCUAGAAUACUGGGCCGCGACAUACCUCCUUCCACGACUACACGACUGGAACGUUGGCGAGCGCGCUUUUGUGCUCCUCAGUGUAUUCUUCUUAUGGACCACACUCCUUAUUUCGACUUUUGGUUUCACAAUGGUCAAGAUUGUUCCCGUCAAAUCAGUUGUCGAAAUAGCGUCAGAGAGCCGGUCGGUGUCGCCUUCAUCAUCUGUGUCUUCAAACCCUACGGAAUCAUCGAGACCGAGCUCGCGGAUAGGUCAGCGACAGUUGACGGUGCAACCGGCAUCACGGCGGAAUAUCCCUGAAUACAGCUUUCCUCCGCGUGCCUCGAAACAGAAUCAAUACGGCGAACUCGUGGGGUUCAGCAAAGAUAUCGAAGGCGAGAUGGACUGGCGGCCUACCAUCACGGGAAAUUCAGUCACCACCACAAAUAACUGGAUGAGCGAGUCCGCUCCAGGUCUACCCAGUAUCCCGCAGCUUCCACCCGGGAGCUCAUUACCUCCACCCCCGAAUGGUGCCCGUUCCGCAUUCAUGCCGUUCGGAGACUCUUCGAACCAAAACCUGCGUCUUCAAGAACAACAAAAACAACAGCGAGACGUUAGCGCUUUUUUGCGCAACAGAAGCCCUCUCCCUAAUUCGCUCUUAUCCUCCACUAAUGACAGUACUUCAACAACCCUUGCGCCCCAGCGAUUCUUUCCUCUCGAGGAUCCGACGGGUCUGGAGGAUAUAUUUGCUCCAGCACUGAAACUGAGCGACGAACCGUUAUCCGCUUCUAGUCAAAGGAGAAGGGUCAGUCCCCGGCACAACGUGUUUGGAAAUGUGAUUGAGGAGACUGAUAACGAGACCGCAAGCGUACAGCAGAGAUGGAGUAAAUAUCUCGGCGAGUUUGUGGUGUGGAUCGCAAAGUCUGCUGCAGUGUGGGCGUUUCUGGCUGUGGGCAUCUACUGUUAUAAGAAGUAUGUGCGGCCGCCGCUGGACCAAGUCGUUAUAGCUGCGUAGGCAAUUGUAUAUUGCUGGUUUAGAGCUUUGUGUAUAUAGCUAUGAUACAUUUAAUAUCGUCCACAACAAUUGCCCUCUCCCUACUUGUUGAAAGCAGGCUAGUUUAGGUGUAGCUAGUACAUAUGGUCACAGUCAGUCAUCAUCGAGCAUCGAGUGUCUUCAGAUAAGUUUUCCAGCGAAGAGCUGUCUGCAGAACAAGCUAUUGGAAAAGAUACUCAAGAAUGAUCCUCGCUUAG